Poecilia reticulata (guppy) is the source of this 1372-nucleotide messenger RNA. Its product is annotated as myelin-oligodendrocyte glycoprotein-like. Gene Ontology annotation, biological process: regulation of cytokine production; T cell receptor signaling pathway. Gene Ontology annotation, molecular function: signaling receptor binding. Gene Ontology annotation, cellular component: external side of plasma membrane. The record is from RefSeq and is a predicted model, not a curated record. NCBI's taxonomy places the organism in Eukaryota, Metazoa, Chordata, Actinopteri, Cyprinodontiformes, Poeciliidae.
UCUCUACCUGUUGCAGCCRGAUCUGAAGAGCCUAGUGACAGAAAGCACGUAUCUACUGCAACCACUCGCUACAUUAGGAUGAUCGUUUUCAAGAAAUUCGCUAUUUUAGGAGGGAUCGUGGGGAUUUUUUUGACUUUUCUGAAGACAGCUGACGCACAUUUUCAGAAAAAGCCGGAAAUGAUUUGUGCAUCUCAGCCAAUCAAAGCUGCUCCUGGUGAUGACGUCAUCUUCCUGUGUUCUGUCAAUGAGUGGGAUGCAACGAGACACUCGGUGGAGUGGUCCAGACCGGACCUACGGCAGGACUCAAAGAAGAAGUAUGUGUUGGUGUACAGAUCCCAGGAUGUGGACCGGAACCAGACGAUGGAGUCGUACAUCGGGAGGGUGUCUCUGUUCCCCGAGGCCCUGAGUUCUGGAAACGUAUCACUAAAACUCUCCAAUGUGACAGUCAAUGACAGCGGCCAGUAUAAAUGCUAUCUCCGAAGUUUGAACGCAUCCGCUGUAUUUAAUCUUUCGGUCACAGAUGGAAAAGACAAGAUUUCGAAGUCACAGGACAGAACUGACACGGAGUCCAAAGUUGAACAACAUUGGUGGGUUGUUGUCCUUGCUGAGGCUCAUAAGGUUGCUCCUUUUGUUGAUGUUGCUGUUGUUGUUGUUGUUGCUGUCGUCAUCGGUGGUAAUUACCUCUUAAAAAAAUGUAAGAAGAAGAAGAAGAAGAAGAGGAGUUUGAAUAAAACUGACACUCCCCCUGCUGGGCUGAACUCUGAUGAAGAUGAGACCAGGAUCCAUCUUACAGAAACUUCAUAAAUUCACAAUAAACCAUCAUGAAACAUAAACAUCAGGACGUCAGACUGAUGGAUGUUUCAAAACCUCAGGAUGAGUUGGAUCUGUGGAGACCUGAUUUCAGAGAAGAAGAAAACAAAACAGCCAACUCUGAACUUUCUUCUAUGCCAUGUUGUCCCAGUAUUUAUCAUUUUCACCUGCUGGUGUCAAACAAUCCAGGUGAAUUAUGACUUUAAUGGACACCAAAAUCUGUGAACUGUAGUUUAUUUAUUUUAAAGAUUAGUUUGUAUUAAGUUAUCUUUUUAGACUUUUUUUUAACAUUAUGUAUUUUUGUAUAUUUAUUUUACAUUCAGAGGAGUUGAGGAAUUGCUCCACUGGCCAUUUUAUUUAUUUAUUUUUUUAAAAGCUAUUUUGUAUCAAAUAUUGAUGUGAGAAAAUAUUUACAUAACUAAUCUUUUGAAAUAUUCUAUGACAGAUUCAAAGAUCAGUGUUUCAGUAAAGAUAAAUUUUUUUUAAAAAUUAUAAAUUUUUGAAAUAACCUGAACAAUGCUAUUUAAAGUUUUUUAUGUAUAAAACAAAAACUUGACAUGUU